CGCAAACAUCACCACGCCUAUUCCUGGGUACACAAUCCCCCCUGGCCGCCGCUCUUUUCUGCUUCUUACGCUUCCUCACAAUGAACGACUCUUUUAUCUGGUUUCCCUUCUGAUACCCCACAUUUAGACUUGCAUACAUACCCGUCUGCUUCACCCGCAAAAAACCCCCAAAAGGCCAAGGCCCCCCCCCAAAUCGCCCUGCUAUCUGCUUGGUCCAUGCGCACAGUCUUGUACUACCAACCUCCUGUUCCCUGCGCCUAUUAGCAUUGAGCCAAAAUGGCGUCAACUGAUGCCGCCGCUCCCAUUGACGCUUUUACCUCCCUCAUCAAUACUACUACUUUACUCGACUUGGCCCGCCGCUUCUCGGCAACCUACAGCCACCUCGCCAGGACCUCAACAGAGCAUUUCCUCGCUACUCCCGUCACUGCUCUGCCUACUGGAAAGGAAAAGGGCAAAUUCCUGAGCAUUGAUGUUGGCGGAACUAAUCUAAGAGUUGGAUUCGUGGAGCUGAUUGGAGAGCCAGAGGCUUCUGCGGGGAGUGAGCGUAGCCGGAGCAGCACCAUCGGGGACAAUGUCUUUGCUCAGAUCAACCGAAGUCAUGACAAAAACUGGCCAAUUGGAGAUCACCUGAAAAUGGACCAAGCCGAAGACCUCUUUGCCUGGAUAGGUGACUGCAUCGCCGAGGUAGUAAAGGGCGCUCUUGACAAACAGGAGAGCAGUGGCAGUCAAGUCAGCACGCCCCUAGGCGAUGAGAUUCUGCUUGGUAUCACCUUUAGCUUUCCAAUGGCCCAGACUCGUCUAUCAGAGGCAACUCUGCUGCCAAUGGGCAAGGGAUUCGCUAUCACAUCUGACUUGAACUUGGGCAAGAUGCUUCUUGCAGGAUACGCCCGACACUGCGAUGGUUCCCAGCAAAACAAGCCGCCAUUACCAAGGAUACGUGUUGCAGCCAUCACAAACGACACAGUAGCCACGUUUGCGUCACUCGCCUACGCAGUCAAGGCUUCACCAAACAGUCGCGUAGCAAUGGGUCUGAUUGUCGGCACUGGAACUAACGCAACAGUACCAAUGAAGCUGGAUCGUCUACACCCUGCAAAGAAGAGUGCCUUGGCCAACCCUGAUGCUGUCGAGACUGUAGUCAUCAACACUGAAUGGACAAUCCGCGGCACUGACAAGCCUCUGAUCGAUCUCAACAUCAAAACUUCCUGGGACAUGACACUCGAUGCAAACAGCGACGCACCAGGUUUUCAGCCAUUCGAGUACAUGACAUCAGGGCGCUACCUCGGCGAAAUCGUACGCCUGAUAUUCAUCGACGUAGUCUCCAAAGACACAAGCGUGCAAAUCCCACCGUCCCUCCAAACCAAAAACACCCUCCCCACCAGAUUCCUCUCAGAAAUCAUUGCGCGAAAGGGCGGCCGCAUCGUACAGCAAGAACUAGAAAGCAGAUACCCCGAUGCAAGUCCAUCCGACGACCCCUUCUGGACCGUUGACAGGGUAGAAAUGAUCCGUGACAUCGCCGAAGCAGUCCAACAACGCUCCUCCGCUCUCGUCGCCGCCGCAUGCGUUGGGCUUCUGAAUUGUGUCAGCGAAGUAUCUCUCGACGGCGCAAAAGCACCCAGCAACGGUACACACAAUAGUACCAAGAGCAAGCGCGAGAUUGAAGAGCUGGUCAUUGCCUAUGCGGGCGGUACCAUCUCACAGUAUCCAAAGUGGCUGCAGACGUGUCAGCAAUGGAUCGAUAUUCUGGUUGAGGAGGGUUCAGCGGAGAAUUCGAGCAAGCAGGUUACGCUCAAGGAAGCGAAAGAUGGGGGUAUUAUCGGGGCGGGUGUGUUGGCUGCUAUGACGGAUGAUAUGGCAUGAAAGAUGUGUUUGUGUGUGUGUUGAGCGGAAAUAGAGAUGUGUAUUCACCUUAACAAUAAUAACGUAGUUUACAAGCGAGUGAGCCAUACAAGCGAGUGAGCCACCCCACCAACUUUACGCACCUCUCUUGUUACAAUAUACAAUGACUCCACCA
Molecule: messenger RNA, 2011 nt
Organism: Bipolaris sorokiniana ND90Pr
Lineage: Eukaryota; Fungi; Ascomycota; Dothideomycetes; Pleosporales; Pleosporaceae
Exons: 2
Coding region: 277-1857 (526 amino acids)
Biological process (GO): glycolytic process; intracellular glucose homeostasis; glucose 6-phosphate metabolic process
Cellular component (GO): mitochondrion; cytosol
Molecular function (GO): D-glucose binding; glucokinase activity; fructokinase activity
Source: RefSeq, a predicted model, not a curated record